UUGAAUUUGAGAGAUCGCCGACGGCUUGCUCGUGCUGUCUUUGUUUAAUAACAUUUCAUUGUGCUUUUACAAAUACACAGGAUUUGUCCCGAAGAGGAUUUCUAACUCCAGAACAUCAAUGGACAGGGAAUCCUCGCUGCGCUGUUUACGAUGUAAGAAGGUUUGCACAGGAGAAUCGCUGCGAGUCAACGAUCAGCUCUUUCAUGCCGACUGCCUCGUUUGCUUGGUUUGCGGCAAGGAUUUGGCAAAUAUAGGUUUUUUUGUGCAAAGCAACCAGUAUUACUGUCCAGAAGACUUCCAGGAACGUUUUGGUACAAAAUGCUUCAUUUGUCAUCUGUUUGUGGAAGGAGAAGGAAUUAACGUUGGCAACAAUGCAUAUCAUGUACGAUGCUUUGUUUGUACUGGUUGCAGAAAUCCAUUUCCUCCAGGUGAGAAAGUUGUUGCAAAAGGCAACCAUUACCUCUGCCAGCAGUGUAGCACUGCAAAGGAAAUAAACGAUGAUUCAAGAGGACACAAACUGGAUAGGUGUGCAGGCUGCGAGGAAGAUAUUCGCAGUGGCCAGUCGUUGUUAGCCCUGGAGAAACAGUGGCAUCUUUGGUGUUUUACAUGUACAAAAUGUGGUUGCCUGCUGGCUGGAGAGUACAUGGGCAGGGAUGGAAAACCUUACUGUGAGAAAGAUUAUCAAGCAGAGUUUGGUGUGACUUGUGCUGGCUGUGGUGGAUAUAUCAUUGGAAAGGUCCUACAGGCUGGUGAAAAACAUUAUCACCCUCAGUGUUCACGCUGCGCAAGGUGUCAUGGAGUGUUUGGUGAGGGACAAGAGAUGUUUCUGCAAGGAUCUGAAAUUUGGCAUCCAGAUUGUAGUUAUGCAGCAGCGCAGAAUGGUGAACUGGAAACAGACUCUGGAGGUCUACGCAAUGGAUAUCAGUAUCCUGAAGAGGAAGCUCCCCGUCCCCCCCCUCCCACAAGAACUUCAGCAAGUCGCGUAUCAGACUGGAAAGUGAAGUACACGCCUCUGAAAGAAGAACAAACUUACAAGCCAGCGGCGACUUGGAGAGUAGAGCAGGAGGAACAAUCUCGCUAUCAGUCAAGUCAUACCUCAAACAAAGACACUGGAGCCUAUAACAGCGGUUCAUACAGAGAGAUUACUGCCAGGCAAGAGGCAAGUCUGAAUGAAUCACCUCGAGGGAUAGGUUCGCAAGACUCGUUAGAUAUGGAAGAAUUUGAAAGAAGUGUCGACAAAAAACCCCAGAUUUACGCUUACAAGGAUCUCAAAACAACAAACUACAAGUUGCCACGAGGAGCGGACAAGACGAAACUCGAGUCGUAUCUCUCCGAUGAGGAAUUCCGUGAAGUGUUUUCAAUGUCGAGAGAAGAGUUCUACAAGCUGGCAGCUUGGAAACAAGUGUCUCGCAAGAAAGAAGUUCUAUUAUUUUAGAUAUGGUUCGUUUACAAGACAAUUUAUUUUAUACGUCACAGCUUCUAAGCCGUAUUCUCCACGUGAGCAGGCUUCAAUCGAUUGUCGGAAAUAAUCCGACACUGCAUUGGGUUUGCUUCGUAUCGCCACUUGAUUGGUCCAGAAAAGAUUGCGCCACGCUUUAGACCAAUCAGGGGAAAAACGAAAAAACCAUCGCGGCCUCCCUGGCUGCGUUUUCUCGCGCUUAGGCCGGUUACAAGGUUCAAUUCUUUGUUUUGAUUGGCCGUUAGCUUUACUUUGAUUUUGGUUUUUUUAAGAGUCGAUCCAGUGAGAAACCUUUAAACUGGAAUGAAAGAUUUUAAGGUGCGAUAUGAACUGGGAGGAAAUUUUCUUUCAACCAGGAGUUUUUCUUUGACUAUUUUUAGCAAAUUGCUUUACCCUAGAUGAGUUACUCUUUUAACUAAAAACCAGAUGUCUCUUGGAGCUAUUUGUUUUUUACUCUUGAAUCAAGAUCUACAACUUUCCUCUCUUGAACUGAAGCGCUUACUUUAACCCGUGGCGAAUGAUUUCAGGGAAAUGACCAGGAGCUUAAACAUUCUGCGUUUACAAAUAGGCAAGGUGACAAUUGCUUGGUCAGCGAAACUUGUUUUAAAGAGUCAUCUGCCAAAAUGCUUCGUUGAAGCACUCGUCAAGUGUCAGACCUUUGUUCUAAUUGAGAACGGCGCGAGAACUCAGUUAUUACGUCAACAAAAUAGUACAACAGUCUGUGCAAAAAUCACAGGCUCAUUUGCCAGUUUCCCGACUUGAAAAUGAAAGUUCGGACAGUCGCAUCUAAAUAUUAAGGCUGGUAGUCAAUCGGUGGCGAUAGUCCAAUCAGAUGCACAUCUACACGAAUUUCAGUUGAAGAAAGAUAUGAAAAACUUAAUGGAGAUACAUAAAAAGAAUUUUCUUUUCAGUAAUGAAGAUUGUGAAUCAUAACAGAUCAGAUUUGAAAUUGAAAAAAGGUUACCUACAAAUAGUGGUCGGUACUAGUUGGGAUAUAUUUUAUAUAGUUCGUGAGCUGGUGAAGAGGUCAAGAAAUCAUUCUUCAAAAUGGUGGUUGAAAUUAAAUACGUAUCCAAUCUUUACAAAUGUAUGUAUAACAGGAACAAUGGCCGCCAACACCCCUAGCCACUUAGCAUGCGUUUACAGACCUACUUCUCUUCUCUCUGUUACAUCCGUAAACGAGUCUGUCGCGUAGGCUACCAGCCGCAGAAAUGUCUGUGAGUUUUGAAAUAAAAAUUGAUUUAUCUUAACAUCUUUCUUGAUAAAAGUGUGUAAGUUUGACGAUUUGAAGCGCAUUUGAAGGUUGUACAACAAAUAUCCCGUUUGGUCUUAAUGAACGCUUACAAUUUCGGUCGCCAUAUCUGAAGAGUGAUCGAACUCUUUCUAAUCAAAUUUAAUUUGGUUAUUUACGUGAAACUUUUGUUGAUUUAACGUGUUACAAAAAUGAUUCCAAUUCUAAACACUUUGUGCCAUUUCGUUCGAGUGAACUAUUUCCCUCUGAGUACGCCAUAACGCCAUGUAUCUUUUAUUCGAGAUUGUAAUAAUUUGUAAUUUCAAAAUUUCUACAAAUGCUUCACCGCUACUGUUUGUGUUGCCUAUCCAGCGAGAUUCUAGAGAUUUUUAGUUUGGAAAGUUUUAAAGUAAAGCAGUAUAUUUAUGUAAUUUUGGGAAAUUUGUAAUUGAAUAAAUAUAUCAUUGAAAUUUAGCUCUAACUCAAUAGUAGGAAUAAAAGAAUUACAAUUUAUGCUCAGCAAGAAAUUCGUAUCAUAUCUUUGAAUCAGUUGGAACUAAUAACACAGAGGUAGUUACAAAGGAAUAAUUUUAACACAUUCAAUCAUUUUACCGUUGUAGCUCUACAACUGAUUUAAUAAAGAGUGCAAUAAAGUUGAAUGAAUACAAUCGAA
Molecule: messenger RNA, 3363 nt
Organism: Stylophora pistillata
Lineage: Eukaryota; Metazoa; Cnidaria; Anthozoa; Scleractinia; Pocilloporidae
Product: actin-binding LIM protein 2
Biological process (GO): lamellipodium assembly; cytoskeleton organization
Cellular component (GO): actin cytoskeleton
Molecular function (GO): actin filament binding
Source: RefSeq, a predicted model, not a curated record